AUGAUGAACCCCGUCAUCUUGCCCUGUGUCCCGUCCUGCUUUGAGGCUCUUGCAUGGUCUGCAGACGGUGACUUUGCUGUGGCUGCGGGCGAGUAUGUCCAGAUUCUGACUCUCAAACCACCCAAUAAAGACCACUCAGGCCCCUUGAACCAGAAUGAGUGGAGUAUCACUCGGCUUCGAGUCAAUCUUUUCACCCAGGCUGAGUGGCAGAACAUUCAACCGCAGAACCGAGAUGACUUCUCAAUCGGGGCAGAGCAGUCGACUAGUACUGUUGUCGGCCUGGCUUGGUCUCCUCCAGGUCUGGCUCGUUUCCGCCGCAGUGUGCUUGCUGUGUUGACCUCUAACCUGCUGCUCUCCCUGUGGGAGUCCGCUGGUAUGCCGGGGCAAUGGAACCGAGUUGCUGUGAUUAAUCAUGCGUUCCAUCUGGAUCCCACAGCACCCGCACCACUGAGACUGGGACCACAGGCGGAGAGCCGAUGGGGUGUUCACCUUCUCAUGGUGAUAAACGACGCCAAUGAGGCUGUUUUACUUCGGAUCCAAAGAUCAGCGGGUGGAAAGGAUCUGUCGGUGCCAUACUCCGUGCAAAAGUUGGCACUGUAUCCAUUCGACAACGUGCAAAAACACUACCCGCAAAGCUGUCCAGGCUCACUCCUCGAAAAAGCUUUGCAAAUCAAGGCCAGGGCGUUGUCGGUUUCAUGUGGACCUUGGCUGGCUGUGGCUGAAGGAGAAGGAGAUGAAGAUCCUUUCUCUGCAACUGCGAUGAUAGCUGUGUCAUUUGGUACAAGGCUGCGAACGUUCAAGGCCCUAGUGACCUUGCAAAAGUCAGAUCAGGCCGAGAGCGGCUCUUCUGAUUUUGGGCUAGCGCAAAGCUUGUAG
Molecule: messenger RNA, 876 nt
Organism: Penicillium oxalicum
Lineage: Eukaryota; Fungi; Ascomycota; Eurotiomycetes; Eurotiales; Aspergillaceae
Exons: 3
Coding region: 1-876 (291 amino acids)
Biological process (GO): transcription initiation at RNA polymerase III promoter
Cellular component (GO): transcription factor TFIIIC complex
Molecular function (GO): histone acetyltransferase activity
Source: RefSeq, a predicted model, not a curated record